UUCAUCACAGUGGGCGUGACUUUACGUGGUGUAACCAAUCCCCUGUCUCCAUUUUGUGAUGGGCGUGCCAUAGAUUCAGUGCUUAGAAGCCGAAGCUAACGCCGAAUAAACAACUAAGUUAGCUUGUCAGCAACUUCUGAAAUGGCGUCGUUAACGGCGACAGAACCGGAGAUAUGCCCGGGUGCAGCAGAGUCCAUAGUGCCCGCUUGUAUGUUUGCACCGGACCAGGGAUGUGCCGACGAUCCAUCCAGCGGAGAGUGCUUUGAAGACGGCGAGGGCACAAACGGCGAGCCCGCGGAUCAUUUAGACUUAAGCAGCAAGCUGGUCCUAGUGAGUCCAACAGGGGAACAGUAUGAUUCAUUACUACGGCAUCUAAGGGAGCGGAUAGAUGAGGGAUGUGGAGAGACAAUCUAUGUGGUUGGGAUGGGCUCAGAUGGAGGUGAUUAUGGUCUGGAUGACAAAGACAUGGAGGCGUCGGUAGCCACGGUGCGGUCGCUGUGUGAACAGAUUGAGGCUGACCUGAUCUGGCUGAGGGAGAGGACGGAUACCGGUGGAAAGAUUCAGGACUACCUCAUCCGCCGGCGUGUGGGCGAGCAGGAUUUCCUGGAAGUCAGAGUGGCGGUGGUAGGGAAUGUGGAUGCAGGGAAGAGCACUCUGCUGGGAGUUUUGACCCACGGUGAGCUGGACAAUGGCAGGGGCUUCGCUCGCCAAAAGCUCUUCAGACACAAACACGAAAUGGAGAGUGGCAGGACCAGCAGUGUGGGCAACGAUAUCCUGGGUUUUGACCAGGAGGGACAGGUGGUGAACAAACCAGACAGCCAUGGUGGUGGACUAGACUGGACCAAGAUCUGUGAGAAAUCCUCUAAGGUCAUCACAUUCAUUGACUUGGCUGGCCAUGAGAAGUACCUCAAGACCACUGUCUUUGGCAUGACAGGACACCUGCCAGAUUUCUGCAUGCUCAUGGUUGGCAGUAACGCCGGCAUCGUUGGCAUGACCAAAGAGCAUCUGGGUCUGGCACUGGCCCUAAAUGUGCCAGUGUUUGUAGUGGUUACUAAGAUAGACAUGUGUCCAGCCAACAUUCUGCAAGAGACGCUAAAAUUAUUACAGAGGCUAUUAAAGUCACCAGGCUGCAGGAAAAUCCCUGUGUUGGUCCAGAACAAGGAUGAUGUCAUCGUCACAGCCUCCAACUUCAGCUCUGAGAGAAUGUGUCCAAUCUUUCAAAUUUCAAAUGUGACGGGAGAGAACAUGGACCUGUUGAAGAUGUUCCUCAACCUCCUCUCAUCUAGGACCAACUUCAGCAACGAUGAGCCUGCUGAGUUCCAAAUAGACGACACAUACUCAGUACCGGGUGUGGGCACAGUAGUUUCAGGCACUACGUUACGUGGAAUGAUACGACUCAACGACACGCUGCUCUUAGGCCCAGACCCACUGGGCACUUUCAUCCCCAUCGCCGUUAAAUCCAUCCACCGCAAGAGGAUGCCUGUCAGAGAGGUUCGGGGAGGACAGACGGCGUCCUUUGCCCUCAAAAAGAUCAAACGUUCAUCUAUAAGGAAAGGCAUGGUGAUGGUUUCCCCAAAGUUGAUGCCACAGGCCACCUGGGAGUUUGAGGCUGAGAUUUUGGUGCUACACCACCCCACCACGAUAUCCCCGAGAUACCAGGCCAUGGUCCACUGUGGCAGCAUCAGGCAGACAGCCACCAUCCUGACCAUGGACAAAGACUGUCUGCGGACAGGGGACAAAGCCACAGUCCACUUCCGCUUUAUUAAGACUCCUGAGUACCUGCACUGUGACCAGAAACUGGUGUUCAGGGAAGGGCGCACCAAAGCUGUGGGCACCAUCACAAAGCUUCUCCAAUCCGUGAACACCCAGGCAGCUAAGGCCCAGCAGGCCAAGAUGCAGGCCAGUAAGAAGUAUUUUAAAGAGGGCACAGCAGCUAAUGAAGAGGCUGGAUCAACAGCACGGCCACCUAGUCCUAACGCAGCACAGCUUCCACUCAAGUCGGGAGGUGGAGGACGCAGAAGAGGUGGUCAGAGACAUCGAGGGAAAGGACUGAACACUGCAACAAUCUCUACAGCGGUGCCUGCAGGAGCAGCAGGCACCGCCUAAAACCUUCCAUUUCUCUUCAGCUCGCCUCAUCUCCUUUACAGGAAGGGAAAGUGACUAUAUGGCCAUCUGGUGGUUUCACACAAAGACUGACUGCACAUGUUUGUUUAAAUGAUAACUCAACAACUUUGUUGAUUAAUUAUAAAUUAUGAAUAAUCAAGUGAGUGAAUAAUUUUCCUCAUUAGGUCAAUUUAAAGCUUUAUUGGUGUAAUUAAUUGUGGGCUGCUGAAUUUGAUAUUGCGUUUUUAUUUAGUUUGAGUUUAUGCAGUUAUCUGCAAUUGUAGAUUACAUUAUAUAACCUUUCCUAUUUUAAUACAAAGGUUUGGGGGUUUUGUUCAUCAGAACCUAUUGUAGAUUCUUUUUUCCCAGCCAGCAGAAGGAUCAGUCACUUCCCCUGCCUAAACUUUCUCCACCUUCCACAAUGUACUUUAUUUUUUUUGCGCAUCUUCUUUUCCUCAUUCUACUCUUCUAGCAUUUGUAACACACCUUUUUCCAGAUGGCACCAGGGUUUGGAGUCUAUUUACUGUCACAUCAGUCAUUUGAGGAAGUAGACUGUGUUUAGGAGACUGCUGGUACAUUGACAUUGGCAGUUUAAAUUCACAUUGGGAAUUGAAUGAACUGGAAGGGGAACUUCUUUAGGGUGGUAGCUAAAAUUCUCAUCUGGAAAUCACAAGUAAAGCAAAUCUUCAGAUGGUAACAGUGCCAUGGUUUGGUGAAUUCUGCUGCCAGUUGACAGGAAAGUUAUAAUCCUAUCCUGGACUUGUGACCACUGUACUGCACUGUUCACCAGUCAUCACUGUCAUGUAACAACAUGCAGCAUCAUUAUCUUCCAUCCAUUUGAUCUCAUAUGGCCUAAGUUUAUUCUAGCCAUUGUAUCAUUGUUAUGCCUUCCUUUUUAAGCCAGUGUUGCAGUUUUACUAGUUCCAGUUCAUGCAGCCAAGAGAGAAUAGAUCCGAAAUACCUUUGCCCCCCCCAACUAAUGUCAAGUGUCAAAGUGGCUUUGUUAUGUGUUAACCUGGCAGAGGUCCUCUUAUCUUAAGCCAAGCAAGCACAAGCACAACUUUCUGCCAUUUUGACGCAGUCUGACCACCAACAAUCCAGAAGUUGAAAGUCCACGUACAAAAAUGAUUCAUCCACUAUUUUUACUACUUCAGUGCAAAAACUCAAGCGGUGUUUCAUACCUUUUAAAUGUCAAAAAGCCAAGUAACAACAUAUUUAAUUCACUAAAAAUGAUUCACUGUGACUAAAAUAUGUUUUGCCGCCAGCUUCUAAGCUUCAAAUUUCCUUACAAAUGUAUAACAGACACAGGAAGUCAAAUUAUUUCAUAUGACCAGAGAUCAAAUAUAUUAUGGUAACCAAUUAUUUAAGUGUAUUUCUAUAUGACUCAGUUUUGACUCUACAGCAGUCAAUUAGCCAGAUAAAGCAUGGGACGGAAACUGUAGAAAAAAACAUGUUAUGGGUCUAAACACACUAGCGAAUAGUGUACAACAAGUUAACAAUGCAAGUCAUGUCAGAAUUUCUCUAAUAAGCGGACAUAAACCAUUGAUCACAUCAAAGUAAUCUAAACAUUUAAUUGAGUUGCCACAUUCUAUUUCAACGGACAACUACAACCUUUUGUUUGCUAUGUAUUUUUUCUACUAGUUUUAUCCAAUUGUUUGUCCUCCACCCAGUUUUGAGUUUGUUUUUGGAAGGUAACUGAACACUUACACCCAGUAUACCCUUUCAUAUACAUACUACAAUUUAAUACUGGUCUGAGAGUCUUUUGGGUCACUGAAUUACCCAUAUUAUGAAGAUCACAAACAUACUGAACUGCCAGAAUAUAUCCCUGUCUUUCUAUUAAACUAUUUUUUUUUCUUUUUAAAAGACUUAAAAAAACCUUUUUUUGAAGGGACAGAUUUUGUGUGUAUGUUUGUACAAAAGUACAAGUUGUGCAGAAGAACUAAGGAUAAAAAAAAAGAUACCAUUUAAAUUGAGUGCUGCCAGUUUGUGUUGUAAAUCCUUUUAAAUAAAGAUGUUAUAGAAAACUGA
Molecule: messenger RNA, 4131 nt
Organism: Micropterus salmoides (largemouth bass)
Lineage: Eukaryota; Metazoa; Chordata; Actinopteri; Centrarchiformes; Centrarchidae
Product: GTP-binding protein 1-like
Exons: 14
Coding region: 142-2106 (654 amino acids)
Biological process (GO): translational elongation
Molecular function (GO): translation elongation factor activity; GTPase activity; GTP binding
Source: RefSeq, a predicted model, not a curated record